CUGAUUUUCAAAUCAGUUCAUAAAAUCCCCCGACAUAUGACAUUGUAGGUUCGGUUCUAUUUUUUCAAAUUUUCUAAAAUUCCCUACACACUAAGCCGGGCAGCUACAAAUUUCCGACUCUACUGUUUCGCAACCAGAACUUGCUGAUUGCGUUUGAAGAGUUCCAGACCAGGAGUGCAGGCAAACCCACUCGAAAAUGGGCAACGUGAUGGCGACAACGGGAGGCGGUGACUCCUCGCAGGGGCGGGGAAAGGUGGCCGCCGGCCUGGCCUUGCCGGAGGCCCCACUUACCGCCGCUAUGCCGUCCCAGCUGGUGCAGGCGCUGGAGUCCGAGGCGCGGAAGCUGGAGAACCCGGGGACCGUCGAUGAGCUCCACAGCCGCUGCCGCGACAUCCAGGCCAACACCUUCGAGGGCGCCAAGAUCAUGCUGAACAAGGGCCUCAGCAACCACUUCCAGGUGACCCACACCAUCAACAUGAACUCCUCGGUACCCAGUGGCUACCGCUUCGGAGCCACCUACGUGGGCACCAAGCAGUACGGGCCCCACGAGGCCUUCCCGGUGCUGCUGGGAGAGAUCGACCCGAUGGGCAACCUCAAUGCAAACGUGAUCCACCAGCUGACCUCGCGGCUGCGCUGCAAGUUCGCCUCCCAGUUCCAGGACUCCAAGCUGGUCGCCACCCAGCUGAGCGCCGACUACCGGGGCAGCGACUUCACCCUCUCGCUGACCAUGGGCAACCCGGGCUUCCUUACCGGAUCGGGGGUGAUCGUGGGCCAGUACCUGCAGGCCAUCACCCAGCGGCUGGCCCUGGGCACGGAGCUGGCCUACCAGUACGGCCCGAAUGUGCCCGGACGCCAGGUGGCCGUGCUGUCGGGUGUGGGGCGCUACGCCUUCGGGGACUCUGUGUGGUCCUGCACCCUUGGGCCCGGCGGCUUCCACCUGAGCUACUACCAGAAGGCCAGCGAUCAGCUGCAGAUCGGUGUCGAGGUGGAGACCAACCUGCGCAUGCAGGAGUCCACGGCCACGGUGGCCUACCAGGUGGACCUGCCCAAGGCGGACCUCGUCUUCCGCGGCAGUCUCGAUUCCAACUGGCACAUCUCCGGUGUCCUCGAGAAGCGCCUGCAGCCCCUCCCCUUCUCCCUGGCCAUCAGCGGGCGGAUGAAUCAUCAGAAGAACAGCUUCCGGCUGGGCUGUGGCCUGAUGAUUGGAUGAAUGCCCUUUGGAGAGUCUUUCCUCCACCAAAGCUCUUGUUUAGUUUAAGUUUUAUUCCGAAAAUUUAAAUGUGUAGCCACAUGUGGGGGAAGCGGAACAAGUUCCAGUGCGAUUUUAUCAAAUUCACAAUCGAU
Molecule: messenger RNA, 1344 nt
Organism: Drosophila bipectinata
Lineage: Eukaryota; Metazoa; Arthropoda; Insecta; Diptera; Drosophilidae
Gene: tomboy40
Product: tomboy40
Biological process (GO): protein import into mitochondrial matrix
Cellular component (GO): mitochondrial outer membrane; mitochondrial outer membrane translocase complex
Molecular function (GO): transmembrane protein transporter activity
Source: RefSeq, a predicted model, not a curated record